UCCCCAUACUAACACCAUCGCGCCGGCCACCUCCUCCUCCCUCCCUCCCCAAAGGCCCGGACUUUCUUUUCUUUGAUCUCUUCUUGCUCGUCCAUCGAUCCGGCCAUUCCCCUAGGUAAAUUUCAACGAUGCAGUUCAGCAGUGUGUUUCCCUUAGAGGGCAAAGCAUGUGUGAGCCCAAUAAGGAGAGGUGGUGAGGGCCCAGGGAGUGACAGAUUGAAGAUCGGGGACAGUAUUAGCAUCAAGCAUGAUAGAGCAGUGAGGAGAAUGUGUUUUGGUGCUAGGGGCACGAGAAACAGUGCACAAUGUGUGCUCACCUCAGAUGCUGGCCCAGACACUCUUCAUGUCCGAACAUCAUUCCGGAGGAACUAUGCGGAUCCAAAUGAGGUUGCUGCUGUCAUAUUGGGUGGUGGCACUGGGACUCAACUUUUCCCUCUCACAAGCACAAGGGCCACACCUGCUGUUCCUAUUGGAGGGUGCUAUAGGCUUAUCGAUAUCCCCAUGAGCAACUGUUUCAACAGUGGCAUAAACAAGAUAUUCAUAAUGACUCAAUUCAACUCAGCAUCUCUUAAUCGUCACAUUCACCGUACAUACCUUGGUGGUGGAAUCAACUUUACUGAUGGAUCUGUUGAGGUAUUAGCUGCUACACAAAUGCCUGGGGAGGCUGCUGGUUGGUUCCAGGGUACAGCAGAUGCAGUUAGAAAAUUUAUCUGGGUACUUGAGGACUAUUACAAGCAUAAAGCCAUCGAACACAUUUUAAUCUUGUCAGGAGAUCAACUUUAUCGUAUGGACUACAUGGAGCUCGUGCAGAAACAUGUUGACGACAAUGCUGAUAUUACUUUGUCAUGCGCACCUGUUGGAGAGAGUCGAGCAUCUGACUAUGGACUAGUGAAGUUCGACAGUUCAGGACGUGUAAUUCAAUUUUCUGAAAAACCCAAGGGUGCUGACUUGGAAGCAAUGAAAGUGGAUACCAGCUUUCUCAACUUUGCCAUAGACGACCCAACAAAAUAUCCCUACAUUGCUUCAAUGGGAGUUUAUGUCUUCAAAAGAGAAGUUCUUUUAAACCUUCUAAAGUCAAGAUAUUCGGAACUACAUGACUUUGGGUCUGAAAUCCUACCAAGAGCUUUACAUGAGCACAACGUACAGGCAUAUGUCUUCGCUGACUACUGGGAAGACAUAGGAACAAUCAGAUCGUUCUUUGAUGCAAACAUGGCCCUCUGCGAGCAGCCUCCCAAGUUUGAGUUUUAUGAUCCAAAAACUCCCUUCUUCACUUCACCUCGAUACUUACCACCGACAAAGUCAGAUAAAUGCAGGAUCAAAGAUGCAAUCAUUUCCCAUGGUUGUUUCUUGCGUGAAUGUACGAUCGAGCAUUCAAUAGUUGGUGUUCGCUCACGCCUAAAUUCUGGAUGUGAGCUCAAGAAUACCAUGAUGAUGGGUGCGGAUCUGUAUGAAACUGAAGAUGAAAUAUCAAGACUACUUUCAGAAGGCAAGGUCCCCAUUGGUGUAGGGGAAAACACAAAGAUCAGCAACUGCAUUAUCGACAUGAACGCGCGGGUUGGAAGGAACGUGGUCAUCAAAAACAGCGAGGGUGUCCAAGAAGCUGAUCGGCCGGAGGAAGGGUACUACAUAAGGUCGGGAAUCGUGGUGAUCCUGAAGAACGCGACCAUCAAGGACGGGACGGUCAUAUAGGAGAGCUCGCGACGCAGCCACAACUUUCAGAAGUCUGAAUCUGAACCAGCAAAUGCAGUGCAGUGCAUCUUUUCUGGAAGAGUAGGACGUACAAAUUCCUUGAUUUUGGUAUCAGGAAGAGCUGAAAGAAAGAUCCCAGGAAGAUUGACGAGAGCUGGAUGAUCGAGAAAGAUGGUGUAGUAGUAGCAGCAGCAACUUGGUCGUCGGUUCUUCGCUCGCUAAAUGUGUGUAAUAACUAAUAAGCUGCCCGAGUGAAGCAGCAGCAGCAGCAUUUGGAGGUCGUUGGUGCAUCACCAUGUUCGUGUAAAUAAACCCAAAAGACUGGAAAAAAAUGUAUCGUAAUCCCUGCGUGCCAUCGUCUCCA
Messenger RNA from Oryza brachyantha (malo sina), 2052 nucleotides. Its product is annotated as glucose-1-phosphate adenylyltransferase large subunit 3, chloroplastic/amyloplastic. The record is from RefSeq and is a predicted model, not a curated record. NCBI's taxonomy places the organism in Eukaryota, Viridiplantae, Streptophyta, Magnoliopsida, Poales, Poaceae. Gene Ontology annotation, biological process: glycogen biosynthetic process. Bases 129 to 1688 code for a protein of 519 amino acids. Gene Ontology annotation, molecular function: glucose-1-phosphate adenylyltransferase activity. The transcript is spliced from 16 exons.